UGGUUACAUGUCUCCGGAGUAUGCAAUGCACGGACAAUUCUCGACAAAAUCGGAUGUGUUUAGUUUUGGUGUCUUAGUUUUGGAGAUCAUAAGUGGAAAGAAAAAUAGUACAUUUUAUCAAGAAGAAUAUGGAGGUGAAGACCUUAUUAGCCAUGCAUGGAAGCAUUGGAAGAAUGGGACACCAUUGGAGAUAUUGGAUCCUAAUAUUGAUACUGAAUCCUAUUCAAGACAAGAGGUGAUCCAAUGUAUCCACCUUGGUUUGCUAUGUGUACAAGAAGAUGUUGAACAAAGGCCCACAAUUGCAUCUGUUGUGCUAAUGCUUAAUAGCUAUUCUGUGACUCUACCUAUUCCUCAGCAACCUCCAACAUAUUUUUUCCUUAGUAGUAGAGCUGAAAUGAUGAAACAAUUGGGCAUAGAAUCAGAUAAAUCAACUAGCAAUAAAUCUAUUCCAUUGUCUGUCAAUGAAGUAUCCAUUACUGAAAUGUACCCAAGAUAAGCAGCAUGUCUUGUCACGGGUUUGACAAGAGGGGGUUGCUCGGAUGGUAAUAAGCAUCCCUCACUUUCAAUGCGGAGGUUGUGAAUUCGAGUCAGCAAAAGAAAUGAAAGCUCCUAGGGAGGGGUAUCAGGUUCGAGUCAUGAAUUUGCUAGUAGCCCAAUGUGUAUAUUAAGAAAAAAAAAAUACUAGUAUAAAAUGUAUACUUGUCUCUUUAACUAAUGUUCUAUGCAUUGGAGUGAGAAUAAUUUGCCUGAUGUUGUUGUUAAUUGUUGAAUAAGUAACGUACGAUUGUCUGUG
Capsicum annuum is the source of this 793-nucleotide messenger RNA. RefSeq names its product cysteine-rich receptor-like protein kinase 10. Gene Ontology annotation, biological process: protein phosphorylation. Gene Ontology annotation, molecular function: protein kinase activity; ATP binding. NCBI's taxonomy places the organism in Eukaryota, Viridiplantae, Streptophyta, Magnoliopsida, Solanales, Solanaceae. The record is from RefSeq and is a predicted model, not a curated record.